Myripristis murdjan (pinecone soldierfish) is the source of this 1693-nucleotide messenger RNA. It is a transcript of the gene timcc, whose product is annotated as family with sequence similarity 136 member A. The record is from RefSeq and is a predicted model, not a curated record. Lineage: Eukaryota; Metazoa; Chordata; Actinopteri; Holocentriformes; Holocentridae. The transcript is spliced from 3 exons. Gene Ontology annotation, cellular component: cytoplasm. The coding region runs from base 228 to 644 and encodes 138 amino acids.
AAGUUUUUGAUGGAACCGGAAGAAUGGCGGAAGUGGUGUGAUUGUCGCCAGGAACCAUGCUUACACGGAGGUGACCUUAGUUAUUUUUCGUGUUGUAAUGUAAAUCUGUGUGAUCGCACAAAUCCAAAUUGUCCGCGGACAGCGCCGAGCCGCCGCACGAGCCCGUCGCAGCUGAGAGAGAGAGCCGGUUUGAGUUAGAAGCCGCCGGGGCAGGGACAGCAGCAGAGAUGGCAGAGGCACACCAGGCGCGCAUGCAAAAUGUGGUGGAAGACAUGGUGCAAAGCCUGGAGAAGGACCAUAUCCGCAAAAUGCAAGGCCGCAUGUUCAAGUGCAGCGCGGAGUGCUGUGACCGCUCCGCAGACUCCAUGUCCCAGGUGCACCAGUGCAUCGAGCGCUGCCACACACCCCUGGCCAAGGCUCAGGGCCUGGUCACGUCAGAGCUGGAGAAGUUUCAGGACCGUCUGACCAGAUGCACAAUGCACUGCAAUGACAAGGGAAAAGACCUCUUCGACUCCGGGGCCAAGGAGCCAGCAGUGCGGGCCCUGAUGGACCGGUGCGUGGGUACCUGUGUGGACGACCACGUUAACCUGAUCCCCAGCAUGACCCGCAGACUCAGAGAGAAUUUGGACUCUAUACAGCAGUGAUGAUCGGGAGCAGGAUGGCUGCAGUCCAUUUUUUAGACAGCCGGGGCCCAUUCCACACACCACAGCAGGCAGGGUUAGUGGACUUGGUCAGUAAAGAGGGUGGGGGGAGGAGGGGGAGUCCAGCUUAAUAUGAAGUGAAACAGAAUAUGUGAUGUACUGUAUCUUAGUGAAGUGAUCAGGGUGAGACAAGUUACUCUGAAUGUUGCUGGGGAUGAGUGGUAUCGGCAUGCAUUUCACAAAUCUCAACAAACUGAAUGAACAAACGCGCUGUGAGACUUUUUAUUGUACUUAUCUGUGUAACCUCCCCUGACACGUGGAGCUGCAACAUCCUGGCAACAGUGUUCUCAGUUUAUUCGUGGCAUGGCAACAAGAAAAAGAGAUUGCAUCUGCUGUCAUGUAACUGUGUACGAACAGAGCAUGCCUGGUUGGUGUGCAGGUUUAAUAGCACGCCCCAGCAGUGUCAACCUGCGCUUCAUGGUUCAAAUUUUUGGAAACGCACAACAUGCCAAUGACACAUCUCAUGAACCUCAGCCCAGCCGCCAGAAACAAGAUGCUGAUGCUUUUCAUGUUUCUGCAAACCAACAGCUACACUGAAAUGUCCUUUCUGAACUAAAAAUAUGUAACCUAAAAUUCAUAGCCAGUGUGGUGGAGCCUGCUUCAGUGUCACAUCAACUGAGAACAUGAACUCAUUAGCUACUUCAGCCACUUUUGUUCUCUUCUUUAGCCACCAAAGCCACUUGGGUAAGGUUACGAAAAGGUUCGCUGUCAUGGUUUAGGUUAAGAAAAUAUUGGUUUUCAUUGGUAAGGUUAGGAAAAGGUUAGUCGCCAUUGUCAUGGUUAAGGUUAGGAAAAACAUGGCAUUUCAACAUAUCCCUGGUUUGCAGAAGCAUAAAAUGCCGACAUACUUUGGAUUGAAACUCCUCGGGCCCCUCCCACCUGUGUCUCUCAUCCGUCUCCGUUGUCUUGCUGUCAGAUUUCCAGUGUGUGCUGUGCUUGUCCUCCCUCGUCAUGAGAUCUGUUUAUAUUGAAAUUAAAAUACUUUAGAUGUU